Messenger RNA from Zasmidium cellare ATCC 36951, 378 nucleotides. RefSeq lists its product as uncharacterized. The transcript has 3 exons. Bases 1 to 378 code for a protein of 125 amino acids. NCBI's taxonomy places the organism in Eukaryota, Fungi, Ascomycota, Dothideomycetes, Mycosphaerellales, Mycosphaerellaceae. The record is from RefSeq and is a predicted model, not a curated record.
AUGGUCGUUAUGCUCGACCGCGAGAGUUCAGGGGAGCUGAAGAACCCGCUACAACAUAUAUCGAGUCCGCACGCGCGCAUCAGGAAGAAAAUCCCUCUGCCAUUCACAAUGCAGUUCGCCACCAUCUUCGCCAUCGCCGGCCUCCUCGGCUCCGCCGUCGCCGCCGUGCCAGCGGGCAAUGUGCAGAAGCGCAGCGUCGAAGAGCGAUCCAUGGACUUGUUCAAGAGCACCAUCGACGACCACAUGUCCGGCGGCGAGAUCCUGAAGCGCCAGUCCGCGGCCUGCUGGCUCUGUCUGGCCUCGUGCGGCUUCGGGGACGGCCUUAAUUGCGGCUGCUGUUCGCCAGGAAGGGCGUGUGAGAGCGAUUGCCCGGAGUAG